Prosopis cineraria is the source of this 1659-nucleotide messenger RNA. RefSeq names its product glycosyl hydrolase 5 family protein-like. Bases 102 to 1553 code for a protein of 483 amino acids. Lineage: Eukaryota; Viridiplantae; Streptophyta; Magnoliopsida; Fabales; Fabaceae. The transcript is spliced from 3 exons. The record is from RefSeq and is a predicted model, not a curated record. Gene Ontology annotation, molecular function: hydrolase activity, hydrolyzing O-glycosyl compounds.
CCCAAAUAUGUUGCCUUCCACUCUCAGUAAGUAACAGAUGGAUCGUGGAUUCUAAAACAGGACAACAUGUGAAGUUACAGUGCGCGAAUUGGCCAUCUCAUAUGAGUGUCAUGUUGGCAGAAGGAUUAGACAAGCAACCCAUAAAGCAUAUUAUAUUACAAUUGCACAAUCUGAAGUUGAAUUGCGUGCGCCUCACAUGGGCCACUUACAUGUUCACUCGUUACUCCAACAACACUGUUCAACAAACUCUUGAUUCACUUGGUUUGGCAAAUACUAAAGCUGGCAUCACUGAACACAACCACGAUGUUCUCACUAUGACUCACCCUCAAGCUUAUGUUUAUGUCGUGGAUCAGCUUGCUGCUCAGAACAUAAUGAUCAUUUCUGAUAACCAUAUCAGUGAACCUAAGUGGUGUUGUGCCCCUGAUGAUGGUAAUGCUUUCUUUGGAGACACCAGUUUUGAUCCCAAAGAAUGGCUUCAAGGGCUUUCCAUGGCCGCUCAGUUAUUGAAGGACAAACCCAAUGUGGUGGUAAUGAGCUUGAGAAAUGAGCUACGAGGUCCACUUCAAAACACUAAUUCUUGGUAUGGGAAUAUGACCCAAGGAGCACAAACUGUUCAUCAAGGGAACCCAAACGUGGUAGUCCUCAUUUCAGGUUUCUACAACGACAAUGACCUGAGCUUUUUAAAGGACAAGCCAUUGAACCUAACUUUUAAGGAUAAGUUGGCAUACGAGGUACAUGCUUACACUGUUUCAGGUGAGCCUAAAAAUUGGAGCAACCAAUCAGCGAACUAUCUUUGUGGGAAAGUGAACAAUGAGUUAAACUCUCAUGCUGGGUUUCUAACAACUAGCUCUAAUCCUGCUCCUCUUUUGAUGACUGAAUAUGGGAUUCCAUUGUCACCAAAUAGAACAGAACCUGAUGAAAGAUGGUUGACUUGUGUUUUAGCGUACCUUGCUGUGAAUGACUUAGGUUGGGGUUGGUGGGGACUCCAAGGUAGUUAUUAUCUCAGAGAAGGCAAUGUCAACCCAGGAGAGUCUUAUGGUUUGGUAGACUUCCAAUGGAAGAAACCUAGUUACCCAGAGUUCCCUAACAGAUUCCAGCUAGUACUCAAAACACUUCAAGAUCCAAGCUCAAAGGAGGCCAUGUCAAGCAUAUUUUAUCAUCCACAAACUGGUCAAUGCAUGAAAAGUAGGAAGCUUGGUGAUCAAGUGGAAGUGAAUGAAUGUAAAAGGGUGAGUGGGUGGAGUCUAAAUGGGACACAGAUCAAAUUUCAGAGCAGACGGAAAGUUAAGUGUUUGAAGGCAAAUGGAGAUGGGAAUCCAGUGUUGCUCACAAAAGAUUGCUCUAAUACAAACCAAACGUCAUGGAAACCCAUAACAGAGUCUGGCAUGCACUGGGCUACCGUAGAUGCACAAGGCAACCAAUUAUGCUUGCAAAAAGAUGCUAACUCGUCAACCAUCUUGACUGCAAAAUGCAUUUGUGCGGAUUCCAAUUCUUCAUGUAUGGACAAUCCUCAAAGCCAGUGGUUUCAAUUUGUUUCAAGUAAUGUUAAGUGAUUGGAUUCAGUUUAAUACAUAAUGCGGUUUAGCUUUGGUGAUACAGUUAAUUUCAAGUUGUAAUUAGCGCCUAAUAAUAUUAUGUUUGUUUCCAUGUUUGGACCAA